AUGACGAGCUUAGAGGAGCGAGGUGGGGACAAUCCCUUUGGCAUACCCAUCAACGAUGAAAUCAAGGCUCUGCUAAAGCAGAUUCGUAAAGAAAAGGCCAAUCUGGUCAAACUGGAAAACAAACUCGAGAGCUACUCUGAUCGACGACAGUUAAUGGAUGAGUUCAUCAAAAAUUCUGAAGAACAGCAGAAGAACAAUGAGGCUCUGUGUAAUGCCCUUAAAAGAGAAGACGAUUCUCAGAAACACCUCCAAGCCAUCGCAGAGAGGAAGGCAGGUGGCUUAACACAGGAGACGAACAAGAUAAAGAACGACAUUCAGACUUUUGCAGAGCAGAGAAAAGGGCUAGAGAAUAGAAAGAUUGGGAGGAAACAGAAGCUAGAGUACUUGUGGAAGCUGAUGAACAGCGAGCAUGAGACCAUGGAGGAGUUUUUGGAGAAGUCAAAACGUAAACAUGACGACAUAAUGGCCAUCCUCAAGUACUCCGAGCAAGAUGAAGAGAGGAUCAAGUCUCUCACUCUGGCGAUAGGCAAGAAGGCCCUGGAAGCCAGUGAGAAGCACAAAGCAAAUGACAAGGAGAUGACUGAGACUAUAUCUACACAGCUUGCUUUGGAUGCAACCACGGAGAAUUUCCAGCAGACCCACCUGCAGACACAGUGGCUCAUCCAGCUGUGGGAAAAGACUGUCAAGCAGAUGAAUCAGCGUGAUAGUGAGAUUAACAAGUGUGCACUGCAACUUGCCAAAGCACAGCAGAGCCAAAGGGAAAGCAUUGCCGACAUUACAGCGAUGAGGCACUUGUUGGAUGAUCAGACGAGCAACAACCAGGAAAUUGAGAGGAAGAUAGUUACAGCCCAACAACAGGCAAUAAAGAUGCAACAGGAUUUUAAGGACCAGGAGAAAAACUGCAGUACGCUGCAGGAUGAGCUCAACAGUAUCAAGGGCGCACAAGACAAAUUAAAUUCCAGUGCCAAGUCUGCAAUGUCCAACAUAUCCAGAAUGAAGAAAGACAUCCAGGAUAGAGACCAGAAACUCAAGGAUGGCAAGGUGUAUAACACUGCGCUGGAGGAGAAGCUUACAGAAGUUAUUCAGAUUACCCUGAGUGAGGAGGAGAGAGCUGCUCAGAUGGACCAGUUUCUCAGGGAUGAGGAGGAGGAAAUCAAGGCACGGGAUAUCCAGCUGCUUGAAAGCAGUCAUGAGCUGUUCCGUUGUAAAGCUCAUUUGAAGGCUCUAAAGACAAAGGAAAAGGAUACUGUCGCCCAUGUUGCCAGGGGCAAAGCCUCGAGGUUGCUGAAAAACCAGCUGAAAGAUCAGGCUAAUGCCUUAACAAGACAGCGAGGGAUCUUUACUGAGCAGGACUCCAAGAUCAUCAACCUGGAUAGAAAACUGGCACGGAUGCAAGGAGACUCUGUACUUGAUGAAACACAAGAAUUAAGAACAAAGAUCGCUGAGCUGACCCAAGCCUUCGAGGAGAAGAAGUCAGCCAACAAGCUAACAAACGUGCUUAAAGAGGCUGAGGACGAUAUUCGCACAUUUAAGAAAGAGACGGAAAGGUCCGAAGCUCAAAAGAGAGAUGUGACCGAGAAGAUAGUGGAGCUCAACAUUCGCUGUAUUACCAGUGAGAACCAGCUGAAGACGCACCGGCUCAGGAAACAGGAAGAAAUGGUGGAGCUUAACAUCUUGAAGGUAGAGGUCAAGCGCAUUAGAGAUCUGCUGUACAACAAGACAGGCAAUGUGCUGUCUUUGGAGAGGAGGAAGCUGGGGCUGCAGAAAGCCCUAAAGGAGAGGGAGGAUGAAAUCAAGCUCUACAGAGAGAUGCUCGGCCAAAUGCUCAAGACCAGUGAGAAGGAGAGACAGAGACUGAGUACUGAACUCAAUGAGAAAAACGCCAAGAUCGAAAAGCUGACCGAUCAUUUUGAAACAAAAACACUUUUGAUGGCCGCACCUGAGGAAGACGUGGAGAAGUGGCUGGUUUGCUGUAUUAUAAAGGCUUCACAAGAGAAAGAGGAGCUCAAACGAAAGGGAGAUGCUAUGGUGGCUAAAAUGCGCAUGGUCAAGCAGGAGAACAGGGCUCUGGAUCACCACAACCAAUUGUUCAUGAACAGUAUAUCAGCGUAUGACAAAUACCUCAAAAUAAAAAGUGAAUCAGGUCUAGAAUUCCAGGAAAAAGUGAAGUUAGUGGAAGUGUUAGGGGAAGCUGAGGAUACAUUAAAUGUCAAGAAGAGAAACAUCGAGGGGCUGAAAAAGGGCAUCGAGCGUACAUCUAUGCAUGCUUUGUUGUGCGUGUUUUUGUUUACCAGUCUCUGUUUCCAGGACAAGAACAAUGCCUAUGAGAGUCUGCUGCAAGAGGAGGAGGUUGUGAGCGAGAUGAUGAGGGACCAACGAUCAAUCAUCAACAAACUGAAGAAAGAAAUCACUUCGCAGAAGGACAAAAUUAAAAGAGCAUCAACAAAGUGCUCCAAGCUGACAAAACAUAUCCGCUCAGAGGAAAAUACCAAAAAUGAGACUUUGGAAGAAAUGGACAUUAAACUGAAGGAGUUCAAAGAUUUCAACAAGAGCUUUGAUCACAUGCUGAGAGAGGUCGUGGUGGUCAAGCCUGAUCUCAGACCAGUGCUGGAGGAAAACUUUCUGCAGGCCAAUCUGACUUUUCCAGCUGCUGCAGACGGUCCAGACAGCUGCUCCAGAUCCAGGAUAAACUUGUUAAGCAGCUCUCUCAGUAGACAAGUGGGCUCAGGACAUCCUUCCUACGUGUUGGCCACUGUGGAACCGACUCCGACAUGAUCGUGACCUCCCCUGGUUCCACCUAGUAGCAACAGAAAGUUGAAGAAGUCCUUUCUUCUGCAGGCUGACCAACUCUUUUUUGGUCUCAUCCUGUUGAAUUUAGCGACUAUCCUUCAAGGUGAACACUUCCCUCUCCUUCACUUUCAGUAUAUUUUUCAAGUCGAAGAGUUCAGUCUCCAAACCUGUCUGAAUAAUACGUGCAGACUCGACUCUUUUUUGGACUCCAACAGAGUUGUCUUGAAAGACUGCAUCCUCUGCCUUUCUCUCCUGCACAUAGUUUCCUUCUUAUUGAGAUUUAGCCAGCUCACUGCUCUCCUUCUUGAAGUCCAGCAUGGCUCGUGGAGGGCCUUCAACAAUUUAUUGGGACUGCACGAUUGAUUUUGGGAAAGCAUGUCAGCCAUUUCGUCCUUUCCCAUGUCGUCCAUUCUUUCAAUUCAAGUAGAAGUGUUGAAAUUGCAUUGACAUUCAGACGAAGAGAACGUGUCUGUUUCUGUUUAGUAGUGUUUUUUUGGUUUUGUCUUUGAGCCGCUGUUUUCUCACACACUCUAAGAUGUUUCUGUUCAUGAACGCACUUAUUUACCUGGAAUUUACUUAUAUUUAGCAGCAAAGCAAAAGUGUAGCAACAUUCUAAUUGAGUACACAGAAUGUCACCUCCUUUUUACAAUAAAAUUAA
Messenger RNA from Limanda limanda (common dab), 3448 nucleotides. RefSeq names its product coiled-coil domain-containing protein 39-like. NCBI's taxonomy places the organism in Eukaryota, Metazoa, Chordata, Actinopteri, Pleuronectiformes, Pleuronectidae. Bases 1 to 2775 code for a protein of 924 amino acids. The transcript has 21 exons. Gene Ontology annotation, biological process: cilium movement; inner dynein arm assembly; cilium-dependent cell motility. The record is from RefSeq and is a predicted model, not a curated record. Gene Ontology annotation, cellular component: axoneme.